UGACCACUGACGAAGGCUAUUCUCGUGCUGCUGCUCCCGGAAGCCAAAGACUGCUGUCCACUGACUCCCCCAAGGCCCUGAGACGCAAUGUUUCUGCUGCGCCUAGGCCUACUCUUGCCGGCCCUGUACUUGGACACGACGUAUGCCUCCGUCGCGUUGGGACGGCGCUGCUGCCCGGAUAGUCAAGUUCUCACCGACGGAAAAUGUACCGGUGGCACAGUGGGCGUCUUCGAACCUCCCAUAAGCUCUUCAUCGGAAACUUCCUGGUCAUUCCAUCCCCUCACGUGUUCAGAGGGCUACAUAAAGCAUGACACGGACAUCGGAAACGACUCCCUGGUCACACGCGAGGCCAGGGUGGAGCUGAAGUGGGAGGAUGUGUUUUCGAGGAGAACGACUGAGUUCUGCGUGGCGGUCAACCACAUAGGAAAAUAUAUCGCAUAUCUAUGUCGUCCAGAUAUUCAAAAGGCGAAGAAACAUAACAUAGCUGAAUUUUCGGCAUUGACUGGGUUUGACUUAAAACAUCUCGAGUGCAUUCGGAAUGAAUCUCUGCCAGGAACAGAAGAUACCGACGUGCAUUUCGUAGUAAGCACUCCGAAGUGCGACUCUCGCCAUUUCCUCACUGUCUACAACGCGAGUACUGACGGUGAAAAUGAGUUCGCCGUGAACGAAGACGGCGCACUCUCUCUUUUCUUCGGCGACUGGCAUGAAAUAGGAAGUUACUGCCUUGCUCGUAAUGGAAGGACUAUAGAUACAGCCGUUUAUUGCGCCCGCGAACAGAGUCCUUUGCUGGCAAUGAAGAACUAUAUGGUAAAGAUAUGCCUAGCCGUGUCGUGUCUAUUUCUGGCCUUGACGAUCUUGAACCAUGCUCUCACCAAGAAGUUGCGAGAUGUACAAGGACUCUGCUUCCUGUGCCACAUGAUAUCGCUACUGGUGGCCGAUGCAGCGCUCAUCUGCUCAUCUUGGUCCUCCAAACAUGUCUCGCCGACAUCCUGCAUCAUAAAUGGGUUCAUCGUGCAGUAUUCAUUUCUAGCAACCUUUGCUUGGAUAAAUAUCAUGUGUUUUGACAUCUGGCGUGUGGUGAAAGCAACUAUAAGUCUGGUACCGCUGAGUGACAUCCUGGCCAAUGACACAAAGAAGUUCAGAGUAUAUUGCGCACUUGCCUUUGGUCUGCCUCUUGUCAUAGUUUCCGUAACAGUUAUCGUGCAGGUCCUGCCGAAGAGCCUCGUCCCGGGGAACAGCGCCUUUCGCCCCAAUUUUGGGGCCACGUCCUGCUGGUUUCAUGGAUACUCAGGAAGUUUGCUGUACUUCUAUGGACCCGUCGGAGUGUUCUCUGUGACGAGCCUGGCAUUUCUCGGACACACCGUCGUCAUGCUGUUCCAGACGGGGAGUUUAUGUACCUGCUGUUCCAAGAAAGCCCCUGUAACGGCGUGUAAUCGGACACAUCUCGCAGCAUUUUGGCAGCGCUUCAGUUUGUUCGGUCUCUCCGUGCUCUGCUGGGUGACCGAGUUCCUCUCCCGGCUGAUUCAACCUCCAGAAGUUUGGAUUGUAACAGACAUCAUCAACUCUCUGCAGGGCGUCAUUGUAUUCAUCAUUUUCAUUACAAGCAAGAAGAAACGACACAUUAUUUUCCAGUCAUGGGAGAGCACCAUGUCCUCAGUCGUGUCGCGAGCAACCAAGACCUUCUCGCGAAGUGAUUCGGCAGGAAGUUCAUCGUGAACAAUCAGGAAAAAAAUAGUGUCGUAGACACACGAAGGUAUUAUCACAUGAACAACACGAGGGCGAAUCGGAUGCUACACGAACGAGUGAAACAGACAUCAAAAGUAGGAUAACAUUGCGGGGACUCAAGUGGAUUCCACACAAAAAAUAUGGUCAACAGGACAAGACUCAUAUACCAUGACAUCAAAGUGUUGAAAACAUCCUGUGACAAAGUAACACCAUGUUAUGACCCAAGAAGAGAAAAAAAAGUCACGAAUGCGAAAGCAAUAUAUAUCAUAACGUACCAGACUAGGAAUAAGAAAAUAACUCGGGUGGCAGGUAGAAAAAGUUUAAAGUGAUAAAUACAGUGUUGAAAUUUGCUGGGUCACAAGAAAGUCCUGAUGCGGUAUCUUUCAAAUUAGUGAAUAUAAAUUAUAUUACAUUCAUAUCAACUGAGCCCAGAUGGCUCCCAUAUCGGGAAUAAAAGACGAUUAGUGACAAACAACGGCGGACUAGAUUUCGGAGUAGCAUCCAGUAGCCAUGUCAUUUUUAUGGCACAUUUUGUUAAACCCGGAAGUGAUUUAGUGCCUUAUCUUGUGGACGGGAAUGUGCUAUGGAUAAUGGAUUAAGUAGGACUAGGGACUAUUUCUAGAUUUAUGUGUGGUUAUAUAAUGGACUAAGUAAUAUAUAUGAUCAUUUUAAUUUUGGAGGUAAGAAUUAUAUAAUGAAAUAAUUAUAGCUUUGAUUUUCAAGUUUUUAGAAUGAUAUAAUUGAAUACAUAUAAAUUUGAAUUUUAAGAUAAUUUAGAAAACAAGGAAUUAAUUAAUUACUUUUAAGAGAUUUCAGCUCAACGGAAAUGUGGUUUAAUUGAUUAUUAAUUUCCACUGGAGCGUAAGAAUAAUUUUGUGUUUGGAUAAUGAUGUAUUAAGUAUUUUCUAGAAUAAGUCUUUUGAUUGAUUAAGUUACUGCUUAAUGAGAUCAAUUAAUUAUUAUAAUUACUUGAUUAAGUAUAUGAUAUUUUCUGACCACUUUAUUGAUAUGUACCCAUUUACCCUUUGAUGGAGAUAAUCUUGUUUUAACUUAGGACAAUUAUUUCUAUGGUUUUAGUAAUUGCAAGUGAAAAAGGAUUUCUUUUACUUAUUGCUUAUAAUCAUUCUAAGUUUUAACCCAAUCGGCAUGUAUGGCAAGAAUACAUACCAUACCCAAUGUAAUACAAUUUCAUUUAUUGUAUUUACACAUAGAUGGCUCUACAAGUGCUUAGCCACCAAGGAGUCACUUAUUAGUCCUACCAAUCUCACCUAUUUACCCUUUUCCUCGACUUUUGGAAAGGGUCUUUUGCAUUAUUUCUUUGUUUUAAUGUUAUCGAGAUUGUAAUAAUAACUCAAUAAUCGUAACACCAAUAACAGUAACAACAGUAUGUCAACGAUAUUAAAACGAAAUAAAAUUCCCGCCAAUUCAAGGAGAUGGGAAAUCAGGAUAGGUCACUAGGGCCUACUGAUAGACUCCUUGCUGGCUGAGCACAUGUAGAGCCAUCUGUAUGUAACAUUCACAAUUAUUUUUUUCUUUUAAAUGCAGGGGACAGAACAUAAAUCCGGGGCGGUUGGGUUAAUAUUGUCUGUUCUAAUUUUAUAACUAGAGUAAAGUGGCAAGCUACUACUAGGUGGUAUAAUAAUUGUAUUGGAUUAUAAUGAACUUAGAUGUAUUAUUGGCAUAUUAGUUUAUG
Messenger RNA from Penaeus indicus, 3418 nucleotides. RefSeq names its product probable G-protein coupled receptor Mth-like 3. The coding region runs from base 88 to 1716 and encodes 542 amino acids. NCBI's taxonomy places the organism in Eukaryota, Metazoa, Arthropoda, Malacostraca, Decapoda, Penaeidae. The transcript is spliced from 10 exons. Gene Ontology annotation, cellular component: membrane. Gene Ontology annotation, biological process: cell surface receptor signaling pathway; G protein-coupled receptor signaling pathway. The record is from RefSeq and is a predicted model, not a curated record. Gene Ontology annotation, molecular function: G protein-coupled receptor activity.